Molecule: messenger RNA, 441 nt
Organism: Sclerotinia sclerotiorum 1980 UF-70
Lineage: Eukaryota; Fungi; Ascomycota; Leotiomycetes; Helotiales; Sclerotiniaceae
Exons: 3
Coding region: 1-441 (146 amino acids)
Source: RefSeq, a predicted model, not a curated record
AUGGGGGAAACAGGACAGAAUAGAAAAGAAAGCAAGGUCAAAAACAAAUGGCUUGAUGAGUCAGGCAUUUGGAGCUGUCGUAUCAAGGUCCCCCCACAAUCGCAUGUCGAUAAUUCAAGAGCGAUUGAUGAGAAUAAUUCCCACUCCAACUCUAUCACGAUGGCGACGAACAAUUCAAUGGAUAACGCUUUGGAGAUGACAAGUCCACGGCGUAAGGGCAAGCUUGCGGAGACGAUACAAUCCAUGGCAAACUUGAAUAGCAAUAUCGAAAAUAUGGAAUUGCCCAUGGAUCCGGAUGCGCAGGCAACAAUUACAGACUUUCUCGAUUUCACGGAAUAUUUACCUUCGGAUUUGGUUCGGUCGAUGGCGCUCAUCAGUGAUCUGGAUGAGAAAUAUGUCAAUGCUUCAUUGAACCUUUCGCAGAAGCAUCACACAUGGUAG